GUACUGACUGAUCUCAAUAUUUGACUUUGCAGUGGAGAUUGAUCCCUCUAGGUUGAAGAAAAGGCCUCAGAAGAAAAAGAAGAAUGAGCCUCUUCUUGCUGCUCAAACGAAACCUGCUGCUCCGGGCAACGUGGCUCCGAGCAACUUGGCUGCUGGCCCCGCUGCUCGUGGGGUGGGACCUCCGAUCCCGGGGGGUGCAACCGGGGAGGCGCCUCCCGUUCUUUUGGCUCAACAGAGCCCGGUUCGGGUAUCUAACGAUGAUCCGGAAGGUCGGGAUUUUGUCCUUCCGGAACAUCGUAACUUGCCUGACCGGGUGUCUACCUCAGACGAGGCCAAUCAGCCUCUCCGGGUUCCGGUCAAAGAUCUUCUGCAGAUUAUCGACCUUGACCUGACCACCCUUCAGACUGAAAGGUCAGGUAAAAGAAAGAGAGAAGAUGGCAACCCGGAUGCUUCCACCUCCUCCGAGGUUCCAGUGAUAACGCCUGCGAUGUUUUUUGAUUGGAUGUCGCUGUGCUGUAUGAAGAAUCAUCUGGCUGUUACCCUGGAUACUCUACCGGUUGCUGACGAGGUAGCUCGGGUCACUACUUUCCCUGAUGACCGGGCCCUUUAUAGGCAAGCCUCUCCCCGGAAUUUUGGGGCGAUGAUCUCAUCUCUUAGCCUUAAGUCGGCUCAGGUUGGUCACCUGGUGACCGAGGCAUAUGGGAAGCUCCAUGAUGACUGGGAGGCGGUGUGCCAACAGCUGAAGGUGGAGAAAGAGCGGUUGGUUGAGGCAAAGGAGGCUCUGGAGAGGGAGAAAGGUCUGUUGAAGGAGAAAACCCAACGGGUUGAGGAACUAGAAAAGAGGACGUCGGAUGACGCUGUUAGGAUGGAGGGCCUGUCGGGUGAGGUUGCUGCUCUGACUAAAGACCGAGAUGAUUUAAAGAAAGAUUUUGAAGAGCAACUCUGCGAUAUCACCAAGAGGAACUCUAUAGCGGUCGAUCAGCUGAAGGAUGAAGUGGUGCAGCUUCGGAAGCAGGCCGAGGUGCAUGAUGAGCAAUUGAGAUCCCAACUUCUGGCGAGGGAUGAGGAAUGGGGGGUUAAGCUGACCGACAAGGAAGAUAAACUUUAUGAGAACCUUCGCCAAAUCCUUCGUGCUGGUGAGAAGAAGGUUUCAGAUGCUGCCCGAGCUCUGGGAGGGGAGAAUGUAGACUUAACCCCUUUCGAGCUCGAUAUUGAUGAGCUGAUCAAGAUUGUGCCUACUCUCCCUCCUGAGGAAGAAGAGGAUGAUUACCUCGUUUCCCCGGAGGAGGAUGAUAGGGCUCCUGGGGCGUGAUGUCGUUUAUUUUUUGUAAAAACAAUAUUUGUUGGAUCCCUUAGUGGGGUCCUGUUUUGCUUUUUGCAGUACGUUUAAUGAACUUUUGUAUCUUGGUUUGAAUACUUUUUUAGUAUUUUUGUUUCUUGUC
This is a messenger RNA of Mercurialis annua (annual mercury), 1442 nucleotides long. RefSeq lists its product as uncharacterized. Bases 488 to 1312 code for a protein of 274 amino acids. The transcript has 2 exons. The record is from RefSeq and is a predicted model, not a curated record. NCBI's taxonomy places the organism in Eukaryota, Viridiplantae, Streptophyta, Magnoliopsida, Malpighiales, Euphorbiaceae.